Molecule: messenger RNA, 857 nt
Organism: Aspergillus novofumigatus IBT 16806
Lineage: Eukaryota; Fungi; Ascomycota; Eurotiomycetes; Eurotiales; Aspergillaceae
Exons: 2
Coding region: 162-797 (211 amino acids)
Source: RefSeq, a predicted model, not a curated record
CUAGAGAGCACAGAGCCACAGUCCCCAACUUGGUAUCCACCCUGAUAUCAUCUUGAUGGCGCUGUGUAACUCCAAGGUAUAACAUUUUAUCUAUAAACAACAACCACCGAGGUAGACAUCUCGUUCUACCAAUCUUUCUAUACAAAGUACCCCCAGAUAACAUGGACAUCCCCAUCACCUCCGUCAAACCAAUCUUCCACCCAUCAUCUUCCACCACCCCACUCCCAAUUCAAAUCCAAAUCCAAAUCCAUCCAAACAACCAUCCAAACCCUCCAUCUCCAACCUCACCCAGAAGGAGGCUACUACGCCGAAAUCGACCGUCACCCGCUCCGCAUCCCCAAUCCCCACAGCAAAGACCAAAGCGACACCCGCUCCCUCUCCUCAACAAUCUACUACCAUCUCACCCCCGACUGCCCAACCUGCUUCUUCCACCUAAACCGCAGCCGCACGAUUCACAGCCUCCACCGCGGCCGGGCGCGGUACGUCAUUAUCCACGCGGAUUUGGCGACCGACAAUGGCACUGCGCCUGUUACUUCGUUCGUGGUCGGUCCGGAUCUAGACAAGGGGGAGAGGAUGCAGUGGGUUGUGGAGGGGGGAAGUAUAAAGCUUGUUAUCUGUUGCCGGAUGACCCCUCGGAGAGCGGGGAGGGGGACAGCGAGGGGUUGUUGAUUACGGAGACCGUUGUCCCUGGGUUUGAAUUCGAGGAUCACGAGUUCUUGAGUCCCCAGACGAUGGAGAGGCUGCUGCCGGAGGAGCAGUGCCGAGCGCUGAGCUGGAUGAUAAAGAAGGAUGGAUGAGAUUGAUUUGCAAUUGCGCCCGUCUACUGUACAUACAUUGCCAUAUACACUUCCGGUAGA